Peromyscus californicus insignis is the source of this 4521-nucleotide messenger RNA. RefSeq names its product nicotinamide phosphoribosyltransferase (gene Nampt). The record is from RefSeq and is a predicted model, not a curated record. Gene Ontology annotation, molecular function: nicotinamide phosphoribosyltransferase activity. Bases 127 to 1602 code for a protein of 491 amino acids. NCBI's taxonomy places the organism in Eukaryota, Metazoa, Chordata, Mammalia, Rodentia, Cricetidae. Gene Ontology annotation, biological process: NAD+ biosynthetic process. The transcript has 11 exons.
CCGGCUCUCCCGCCCCCCGGCGAGCGAGCGGUGACUUAAGCAACGGAGCGCAGCGAAGCCCAUUUUUCUCCUUGCUCGCAGCCGCGCCGGGCAGCUCGUGGCGCGGCGCCUCCGCUCCGGCCCGAGAUGAAUGCUGCGGCAGAAGCCGAGUUCAACAUCCUGCUGGCCACCGACUCGUACAAGGUUACUCACUAUAAACAAUACCCACCCAACACAAGCAAAGUUUAUUCCUACUUUGAAUGCCGUGAAAAGAAGACAGAAAACUCCAAAGUAAGGAAGGUGAAAUACGAGGAAACAGUAUUUUAUGGGUUGCAGUACAUUCUUAAUAAGUACUUAAAAGGUAAAGUAGUGACCAAAGAGAAAAUCCAGGAAGCCAAAGAAGUGUACAAAGAACAUUUCCAAGACGAUGUCUUUAAUGAAAGGGGAUGGAACUACAUUCUUGAGAAAUACGAUGGUCAUCUCCCAAUUGAAGUAAAGGCUGUUCCUGAGGGCUCUGUCAUCCCCAGAGGGAACGUGCUGUUCACAGUGGAGAACACAGACCCCGAGUGCUACUGGCUUACCAACUGGAUUGAGACUAUUCUUGUUCAGUCCUGGUAUCCAAUUACAGUGGCCACAAAUUCAAGAGAGCAGAAGAAAAUAUUGGCCAAAUACUUGUUAGAAACUUCUGGUAAUUUAGAUGGUCUGGAAUACAAGUUACAUGAUUUUGGUUACAGAGGAGUCUCUUCGCAAGAGACUGCUGGCAUAGGAGCCUCGGCUCAUUUGGUUAACUUCAAAGGAACAGAUACAGUGGCGGGAAUUGCUCUAAUUAAAAAAUACUACGGAACAAAAGAUCCUGUUCCAGGCUAUUCUGUUCCAGCGGCAGAGCACAGUACCAUAACGGCUUGGGGGAAGGACCGUGAGAAGGACGCUUUUGAACACAUAGUGACACAGUUCUCGUCAGUGCCCGUGUCUGUGGUCAGUGACAGCUAUGACAUCUACAACGCCUGUGAGAAGAUAUGGGGCGAAGACCUGAGGCACUUGAUAGUGUCGCGAAGUACAGAGGCGCCACUCGUCAUCAGACCUGAUUCCGGGAAUCCGCUCGACACCGUGUUGAAGGUCUUAGAUAUUUUAGGCAAGAAGUUUCCUGUCACUGAGAACUCAAAGGGCUACAAGUUGUUACCACCAUAUCUGAGAGUCAUUCAGGGAGACGGAGUGGAUAUCAACACUUUACAGGAGAUUGUAGAGGGAAUGAAACAAAAAAAGUGGAGUAUCGAGAAUGUCUCCUUUGGUUCUGGCGGAGCUCUGCUGCAGAAGUUAACAAGAGACCUCUUGAAUUGCUCCUUCAAGUGCAGCUAUGUUGUGACCAAUGGCCUUGGGGUUAACGUCUUUAAGGACCCAGUUGCUGAUCCCAACAAAAGGUCAAAAAAGGGCCGGUUAUCUUUACACAGGACACCCGCAGGGAACUUCGUUACCCUUGAAGAAGGAAAAGGAGACCUUGAGGAAUAUGGCCACGAUCUUCUCCAUACGGUUUUCAAGAAUGGGAAGGUGACAAAAAGCUAUUCAUUUGAUGAAGUCAGAAAAAACGCGCAGCUGAACAUCGAGCAGGACGUGGCACCUCACUAGGCCUGGUUGUUUGUGCAGUGUGUGUGUACAUACGUGCACUAUGUGUGUGCUUGUGUGUAUGGAGUAACAUGUUCGUUGUACAGAUGUGUGGGUUUGUGUUUAUGAUACUUUACAGCCAGAUUAUUUGUUGGUUUAUGGACAUACUGCCGUUUUUAUUUUCUUUUCCCCAAUGUGUAGAUGAUCUCAAAUUAGGAAAUACUUAUAACCAUGUACAAGAUUAAUGCUAAAGUAAGCUUUUUAGGGCCCUUUGCUAAUAGAUAGUAACUCGAUCUGCUGUUGACCUUUUCACAAAUCACAGAAUCAAGAAACUUUUAUAUAUAACUACAGAUCACAUAAAACAGAUUUGCAUAAAAUUACCAUGACUGCUUUAUGUUUAUAUUUAACUUGUAUUUUUGUACAAACGAGAUUGUGUAAGAUAUAUUUAAAGUUUCAGUGAUUUAACAGUCUGUUUCCAACUUUUCAUGAUUUUUAUGAGCACAGACUUUCAAGAAAAUACUUGAAAAUAAAUUACAUUGCCUUUUGUCCAUUAAUCAGCAAAUAAAACAUGGCCUUAACAAAGUUGUUUGUGUUAUUGUACAUUUGGAAAUUAUGUCAGGACAUAUACCCAACAGAAUUACUAACCUCACUGCCCUUAUAGAGUAUGCGUCAGUCAUUCUACAUUGAAGAGAAUUAUGGUUCUUACUCGGAUGUCUAGGCAUUGUACAGUUCUAUUCCUUGGUCAUUGUAUUGUACCAGUGAAAUGCCAAAUUCGAAAGGCCUGUUCUGCAAUUUUGUAUGUCAGAUAUUGCCUGUGGCUCUAAUAUGCACCUCAAGAUUUUAAGAAGAUAAUGUUUUUAGAGAGAAUUUCUGCUUCCACUACAGAAUAUAUACAUAAAUGUAAACUAUUGAAAGUGGAAGUAGUGUAUUUUAAAGGAAUUACACUUCUGAAUUUAUUUUUCAUAUUCUAUAGUUGGUAUGACUUAAAUGAAUUGCUGGAGUGGGUAGCGAGUAUACUUAUUUUAAAUGUUUUGAUUCUGUUAUAUUUUCAUUAAGCUUUUAAAAAAUUAAAUUGGAUAUUAAACUGUAUGGACAUCAUUUAUUAAUUUUAAAUUAAACCCUCAAUAACUAAUAUGUAAGCAAGUUCUUGAUGUUACCCCCAGUGGAAAGCACAAUUCUUAAUCGAAGGAUCUAUCUUCAUCGGAAAUGUAGCUGAAUUUACAAUAUCCACCAUCACAGUGUCCAUAGUGAUUUACUGCUAGACCCUGAGUCGGCCAUUGCAUCCAACUAGACACUUCGAGGUGACUCCUGACACUGGGUCAGUCCUAAGGUGGGGUGGGCCAGCUGCCUGCAGGCCAGCUUGGCACUGCUCCUUCAUUUUAAUGCCAUACUCUCUAAGGCUGCCUCCCACUGCAGUGGCAGAGAUUGAGUAGUUGCAAUUGAGACCAAAUAGUCCUCAAAGCCUGGAAUGUUCACUUCAUGUUCACUGAACACAAGCAGAAAGCUCGAUAGCCUGUUUUCUAAGAAAAGGAGCAUGCCUUUGCAUUUUAAGAGAGAUGUUGGUUUUUCUGGGAAGGAAGGAAGCUGAAUUUUAUGGAGUUUCUAUUGUUCUUUCUCAUUUAAGAAUCUGAUACUAGAAAACUGAUUUUGAAAAGUUUUAACAACUUGCCGUUACGAUGAAAUUUUAAAAGUCAUCUAAAACAGUUACACGAGAGCAUAUCACUAAUCUGAUGAAGUGAGUUCAAGGUUUUUGCAAGUGAUCCUAAAACUUAAGGAUAACAGAAAGCUUAGUAAUCCUUAUCCUAUAAUACAUGGCAAAAAAAAAUUAUCUUAAACUGACCUUAAAAAAAAUAAAAUGUAAUUUCAGUAGUCUCAGCAUGGUGUGGUGCAUGCCUGUAAUCUCAGAACCGAAGCAGAGACAGAGGAUCAGAAAUCAACAUCAUCCUGGACUACAUAACAAAUUCCAGGCUAGCCUGGGCUACCUGAGACCUUGAGAAAAUUAAAAUGUACCUAAGAUUAGUAGUACUAAAAAGACAUGUCCUGGGUGGGUAUCGUAGUAGGCAGAGGUAAUCCCAGUACUUGAGAGGGAUCCUCCCCAAUACACAGGAUUAUUGUUCAAAACCAGUCUGAGCUAUGUAGACCCUUGUCUCUGCUCCCAGAAAGGAGAGGCACAGCAUCACAGAAUGCUACAAGGCCUAGAGAGCACUACACAAAACUGCCAUUGGUGUCAUGCUAAGCAGUGUUUUUCUUCUGUGACUUCAAACAGCUCCACGUGCCAGUUUUAUCUUGAAAUAUUUAGUGAAAACUAGAAGUCAACAUUUGUGCACAGGGGUCCAGAAGUGGAAUGAGUAAUUUCUCUUGGCUCUGGUCCCCUUGGAAGUGAUGAAUUUUGAAUUUCCAUCACUAAGCAGUAUUUGACCAUCUCCAUUCUGAGUACCAAAUGGUUGACAUAAAUGUCAAAUGGAAUAGUGCCGUGUGUCCCCUUAGAUUGGCUAACCCUUCCUUCCUGACUAAAGCAAGUGACAUAUACAGACUUAGACACUAGAUCUGCAGUUGACAGUAGUUAGUUCCCCUCAAUUCAUAACUUUUAGUAGGAAGUAGAAUUUUGUGUUAAGACUUAUUUGUACCCUAUAUUUAAAGUAAAAACUUUUUAUGAGUAGCCCCUUCUUGAAACAAACUGUUAGGAAAAAAAGCUUUUAUAGUGAAAUCCAUCUUGGAAAAUUAGAGAAAAAUAGCAAGGUAUUUGUUGUUGUAUUUACCAUAACUUAGAAUUCACUUAAACUAGUAUUUUGUAGUUUUACAUUCCUUUUUAACCCAUCCAGUGGAGAAUAGCAAAUUUUCUCCCAAGUUGUAUGUUAAGUCAAUUCUAAUAUGUACUCAGCAUCAAAGACAACAUGUAAUAAACAUGGAAAUAAAGUUUAGUUCUGUUAGUGAAAUGUUAAA